This is a messenger RNA of Pygocentrus nattereri (red-bellied piranha), 7230 nucleotides long. RefSeq names its product phosphoinositide kinase, FYVE finger containing (gene pikfyve). Gene Ontology annotation, biological process: phosphatidylinositol metabolic process; intracellular signal transduction. Gene Ontology annotation, molecular function: ATP binding; metal ion binding; 1-phosphatidylinositol-3-phosphate 5-kinase activity. The transcript is spliced from 44 exons. Bases 111 to 6518 code for a protein of 2135 amino acids. Lineage: Eukaryota; Metazoa; Chordata; Actinopteri; Characiformes; Serrasalmidae. The record is from RefSeq and is a predicted model, not a curated record.
CUGCUCAUGGCUGUUCCUGUCUCGUCUUGUGUUUUUACAUUAAACUGUGCGCCCUGAUUUGAAUACUUCUGGCAUUAAUAGUAACAACACUGUGUUCGCAUCACAUUAGUAUGGCGUGCUCACUGCGACUGGAUUCAGUGGCGUUUUCUAAGCGGGGCAGUGUCAUGGCUGCUGAAGACAAAUCCACCUCCUCCUCGUCCACGCUGGACUGGAACGUCGAGCCGCCCCUGUCACCUGCCAGUCCCUCCCAUCUGACUCACUUCAAGCCCCUCACCCCUGAUCAGGAUGAGCCCCCUCUGCGCUCUGCCUACAGCUCCUUAGUGAGCCUCUUCCGCUUCAACAAAGAAAAGUCAGGUGCAAACAUUGCACCAGCAAAAAAGCUUGAUGAAGGGCGGCCUACUUCCACGGCUGAGAAAACCGAAUCAGCUGAAGCAUCACCACAGGGCGAGCGCCGGAACUGGUCCAGCCCCACCCUCUCUGCUCUUGGCUCUGCCACACACAGGAAACAUUCAGACCUGAUCAGGAGAACAUCCACUGCAUCAGUGGAAUGGGAAGAGGGGCGGCGGAAGUCAGAAACUCCUCUCAGUAGCCAUGACCCUCGGACGGCGGUCCAACUUCGUACUGCUCUAAAGAGAUUAAAAGAGAUCAUGGAGGGAAAGAGCCAGGACAGCGAUCUGAAGCAGUACUGGAUGCCAGACAGCCAGUGUAAGGAGUGCUACGACUGUAAUGAGAAGUUCACCACCUUUCGCAGGCGCCACCACUGCCGCCUAUGUGGCCAGAUCUUCUGCAGCCGCUGCUGUAACCAGGAGAUCCCCGGCAAGUUCAUGGGCUACACGGGUGAUUUGCGGGCAUGUACAUACUGUCGAAAGAUUGCUCUGAGUUAUGCUCACUCAGCUGACUCGGGCUGUAUUGGAGAGGAUCUGACAGCUCUGUCUGACUCUCCCUGCUCUGUGUGCAUUCUGGAGCCCACCGAACCUCGCACACCUGUUAGUGGACGCAAGGCCAGCCGCAACAUCUUCCUGGAAGAGGACCUCGCCUGGCAAAGAAAAACUCCCAUUGGGAUGAGGAAGAAUUUGAUCCAUCAGGAGUCACAAAAUAGUGGCCUCGGUUCCAGAUUGUCUGCUGUGCAAGAAGAUUUGGGCAAGUCACCAGCAAGAAAGAGGUCAGCUAGUGUGACCAACUUAUCUUUGGAUCGUUCAGGCUCUAUGGUUCCCUCCUACGAGAGCUCUGUGAGCCCCCAGACCAGCCGAGUUGUGGCUAAGGCUGACCACAGUGAAGAGGAGCGCAAGAUCCUCCUGGAUUCAUCUCAGUUGAAAGACUUAUGGAAGAAAAUUUGUCACAGUAAUACUGGGAUGGAGUUCCAAGACCACCGCUACUGGCUGCGAACUUACCCCAACUGCAUUGUGGGUAAAGAGCUAGUAAACUGGCUCUUACGAAAUGGUACUAUCUCUACUAGGGCUCAAGCCAUUGCUAUUGGUCAGGCACUGGUUGAUGGACGCUGGCUCGACUGUGUUACUCACCAUGAUCAGAUUUUCCGUGAUGAGUAUGCUCUGUAUCGUCCUCUUCAGAGCACAGAGUUUUCGGAGACUCCGUCUCCAGACAGUGACAGUGUGAACUCCCUGGAGGGCCACUCUGAACCAUCGUGGUUCAAAGACAUCAAGUUUGAUGAUAGUGACACCGAACAGCUAGCUGAUGAGAGUGACUACAUAACACCAAAUUCAGCCAGCCCCAGUAAAAGAACAUCGGUUAGCAGUUUCCAGUCUGCAGUGGACAGCGACUCUGCUGCUUCCAUUAACCUGAAUGUGGAGCAGGACAAUGUCAACUUCCACAUCAAGAAGCAGGCCAAGUACCCUCACGUGCCUCCCCACCCAGCCGAACAGAAAAGUAUGGAGCACCCUGACCCAUUUGCCCCCGACCCAGACUUCCAGGCACCAACUGAAUUCCUGGUCACAGAAGAUGGAGGUCAGAAUAUAUCAAUCAGUGAUGCUUUCAUCAAAGAGUCUCUGUUUAAUCGUCGUGUAGAGGAGAAGGCUAAGGAGAUGCUGUUCACUCCACUGGGUUGGCACCACAGUUCCUUGGACCAACUGAGAGAGGAGAAUGGGGAGAAAAAAGCUAUGGAGAGACUUCUAUCUGCCAACCACAGCCAUAUGAUGGCCCUGCUGCAGCAGCUGCUCUACAGCGAGUCGCUGUCUCUCUCUUGGCGGGACAUCAUCGUGCCAGUGGUGCGGCAGGUGGUGCAGACAGUGCGGCCAGAUGUUCGCAGCUGUGAUGAUGACAUGGACAUCCGCCAGCUCGUCCACAUCAAGAAGAUACCAGGAGGAAAGAAGUUUGACUCUGUAGUGGUGAAUGGCUUUGUUUGCACUAAAAACAUUGCUCACAAAAAGAUGAACUCUUACAUCAAGAACCCCAAAAUCCUUCUACUGAAGUGUUCCAUUGAGUAUCUUUACAGAGAAGAAACCAAGUUCACCUGCAUUGAUCCAAUUGUGCUGCAGGAACGAGAGUUUCUGAAGAACUACGUGCAGCGGAUAGCUGACGUUCGACCUAAUCUGGUGCUGGUGGAGAAGACGGUGUCGCGCAUUGCUCAGGACAUGCUGCUGGAGCAUGGCAUCACCCUGGUCAUCAAUGUCAAACCUCAAGUGCUGGACCGAGUGAGUCGAAUGACUCAGGGUGAUUUAGUGAUGUCUAUGGACCAGCUGUUGACCAAACCUCGCUUGGGGACCUGCCACAAAUUCUACCUUCAUUCCUUCCAACUUCCCCACAAUGAGAUCAAGACCCUGAUGUUCUUCGAGGGCUGUCCUCCUCAGCUAGGCUGCACAAUUAAGCUCCGUGGUGCCUCGGAGUACGAGCUAGCCCGAGUGAAGGAGAUCAUUACAAUGAUGGUCUGUGUAGCUUACCACUCACAACUGGAAAUCUCCUUCCUUAUGGAUGAGUUUGCCAUGCCUCCAAGCCUGUCUAAGAGCACCUCUUUCCCUUGCCUGCUGGAGAGCACUGUCAGGGAAGAGGAGCAGGAGGCGGAGAGGGAGAGCCAGGGCAAUGGAGCUAGUGUAGAAGAGGAUAACCUAGAGCUCCCUUCAGAAAGUGACUUUGAGCCAGGCUUCCAGGAUGUCAUAAAAGGCCACAGUAGGCAGCCAUCUGUCUCAGAAUCCUCAGUGAAAGAUGGAGAAAGCCCUAAAGUGAGUAGAAACAACUCCUCCUCAUCUUUGCUUGGAGGAGAGGCUGAGGAGGUAAAGACGUCCACCCCAGUGUCUUGUCCCGUGAGUCAGCGACCAUCUGUAUCUCCUCCUUACCUCAUUGCAGACUUGGAAGAGAUUGCAGAAGAGGAGGUGAAAGAACCAUUGGAUGCAGAAGGAAAUGGACAGGAAGAGGGUACCAUGGUGCAAGGGGUCCGUGCUGAUUCUGAAACCUCGCUGCCUCCAGCGCAACUCUUCAGGGAUCCGCUGCAGGACGACACUGGCCUCUUUGUGGCUGAGCAAGUGACCUCAGCAGACGAUCGCCUCAAGUCUAUCUCAGCCUGCUUCAAGCAGGAGCUGAAGGACAUUAUCCUUUGCAUUUCACCCUUCAUCACCUUCCGUGAGCCCUUCCUGCUGACACCGGCUGGCCUGCGCUGCCCUAGUCGUGACUAUUUCCCAGAGCAGGUCUACCUGUCGCCGCUCCUCAACAAAGACUUCAGGGAGCUGGACGGCCGGCGCAAGAAGCUCCUGCUCAAAGACUUGGCACCACCUGCCUGUUCUCUGAGCAACGGGACAGGUCCCCCGCAGCGUCCUGCUCAAGUGCUGCCUUCUCAUAAGCUAACUACAACACGCAUCGUGGAACAGCUGAGCAGCAGUCAGGAACUGGCCCGCAUGCUUGCCGACUACCGUGCCCAAGGAGGACGCAUCCGUCAGCGUGAUGUCGACCCCUUCGCCAGUCCCCCACCCACAAAGGCAUCUGUGAAGGCGGACAGUGAGGAGGAGAAAGGGUCAGGACAAAACGAAAUGGCUUGGGCCACAAAGCUGGAUUGCUUGACUCCAAAAAAUCAUCAACGACUUUGCGUGCUGUUCAGCAGCUCCUCUACACAGUCUCACAAUGCUCCAAACCACUGUGUCAGUCCUUGGAUUGUGACAAUGGAAUUUUAUGGAAAGAAUGACUUGACGCUCGGCAUAUUUCUGGAAAGAUACUGUUUCAGGCCCUCUUAUCAGUGUCCCAGCAUGUAUUGUGAGACUCCCAUGGUCCACCAUAUCCGGCGUUUUGUGCAUGGAAACGGCUGUGUCCAGAUCGUUCUGAAAGAACUUGAUUCCCCUGUACCUGGAUACCAGCACACUAUCCUCAAUUAUUCCUGGUGCCGAAACUGUAAACAGGCGACACCAGUGGUCCCCUUAUCCAAUGACUCAUGGUCCAUGUCCUUCGCCAAGUAUCUGGAGCUGCGUUUUUAUGGCCACCAGUACACUCGCCGUGCCAACGCUGAGCCCUGUGGCCACUCCAUUCACAAAGAUUACCACCAGUAUUUCUCUUACAACCAGAUGGUGGCCUCCUUCAGCUAUAUCCCAGUGAGACUGUUUGAGAUAUGCUUGCCUCCUCCUAAAAUCUUCAUCAGAAACCAAGGCCCCUGCAAGACCGGCCUACAACAGGACCUCAAAGAUUUCUCUCAGAAGGUGGCUCAGGUUUAUGCAGCUGUAGACGACCGUCUCACCUCCCUAAAAACAGACACCUUCAGCAAAACUCGCGAGGAGAAAAUGGAGGACCUGUUUGCACAGAAAGAUAUGGAGGAGGCUGAGUUGCGCAGCUGGAUAGAGAAGCUGCAGGCGCGUAUACAGGCCACUGGGGUGGACACUCCCCAGCAGCUACAGGCUGUUCUGGAGUCUGUGGUGAUAAAGAAGCAGAGCCUGUGUGAGACACUGCAGUCCUGGAACAGCAAAUUACAGGAUCUGUUCCAGCUGGAGAAAGGCAGGAAGCGAUUGUCUGUACCACCCAGCCCUGGCAGACACCGACAGACCACCAAUGAUGACAGCAAGACAAGUGUUCUUGAGUCCUCACCUCGCAAUCCCUCCCCUGUUGUACAGAAUGGUGAGAAGGUGCCAGAAGACCGACAUCUCACCACGAUGCCUUCAGGCUCUGGGUCAUCCUCCUUACUGCAGCUUCCAUCACCAGCAGAGCAGGGCUCGGAGCUCCUCACAUCUGGACCUACCUUUCCUGACCAGGACUCAGUCAGCAUUCCUGAAGAUGUGUUUGAUGGACACUUACUUGGUUCCAAUGACAGUCAAGUGAAGGAGAAGACCACCAUGAAAACCAUACUGGCCAAUUUGUUACCAGGGAACAGUUAUAACCCCAUUCCUUUCCCUUUUGACCCAGACAAGCACUAUCUGAUGUAUGAGCAUGAGCGUGUCCCUAUUGCAGUUUGUGAGAGGGAGCCCAGCUCCAUCAUUGCCUUUGCUCUCAGCUGUAAAGAAUAUAAAAAUGCCCUUGAAGAGCUCGCGAAGACCAUGCUUAAGGCUUCUGGAGAGGACGCAUCCCAGAGCGUCAGUUCUGGAGAGAGCAGAGUGAGGAACAGUCCAGCCAAGGCCAGUGAGGGCAGCACCUCUCAGCUGGGACGCAGCAGUGUGGACUUGGACCCCCUCAAGGAGCCCGAGAGUGGUGACAAACAGAAGAAGCAGACUGGGAAUCCACACAUUGAACUGCAGUUCUCUGACGCCAGUGCUAAGUUCUACUGCCGCAUCUACUAUGCAGAGGAGUUCCAUAAGAUGCGGGAGGAGGUAAUGGAGAGCACAGAGGAAGAAUUUGUACGUUCUCUCUCUCACUGUGUCAACUGGCAGGCACGAGGUGGCAAGUCCGGAGCCGUCUUCUAUGCUACUGAAGAUGAUCGGUUUAUUCUAAAGCAGAUGCCAAGGCUAGAGGUGCAGUCCUUCCUGGACUUUGCCCCGAACUACUUCACUUACAUCACCGGUGCGGUCCAGCAGAAGAGGCCUACAGCACUUGCUAAGAUCCUGGGAGUCUACCGUAUCGGCUACAAAAACUCCCAGAACAACACUGAGAAGAAGCUAGAUCUGCUAGUAAUGGAGAAUCUCUUCUACGGACGCAAGAUGGCACAGGUGUUUGACCUGAAGGGCUCUCUAAGAAACCGGAAUGUAAAGACAGAUCAAGGUAAGGAGAGCUGUGAAGUGGUGCUGCUGGACGAGAACCUGCUGAAGCUGGUGCACGACAACCCGCUCUACAUCCGCUCUCACUGCAAGGCCAUUCUGCGUGCUGCCAUCCACAGCGACGCUUACUUCCUCUCUAGCCACCUCAUCAUCGACUACUCGCUGCUGGUGGGCCGUGAUGACGCCACUGACCAGCUGGUUGUGGGCAUCAUCGAUUACAUCCGGACAUUCACAUGGGACAAAAAACUGGAGAUGGUGGUCAAGUCCACAGGAAUACUUGGAGGGCAAGGUAAAAUGCCCACAGUGGUGUCUCCAGAGUUGUACCGCGCACGCUUCUGUGAGGCCAUGGACAAAUACUUCCUCAUGGUCCCUGACCACUGGACAGGCCUCGGGGUGAACUGUUGAGGACUAGCUGCUACUGUUCAGACCACAAUGACUUCACACUGACACGGAAAGCAUUUUAAAGCACACUGGGUUCAUUCAGGACUGGCGAGGACCUUGUAAAGGAAGGAACACCGGUGUACAUUCCACUGUUGAAAGUAGUGAGAUUUUAAUUCAUAUGUACAUGCGAACACAGCAGGUGACUUCCCCCUGCCAUGCUGUGUAUGUUUCAGUUUACUUGAAGUGCCAAUACAAAAGGUCAUUGGGUUUUUUAGUAAGACCCACAAAGAUUAUCGCACUGAGACAAAGUAACAUGCUAGAUUCCUAUAAUGGUGUUUACGUAUUUAUAUAUUAAUAAUCGGAACUAUGGACGAUGUAAAAGUUUCUCAUAAAUGUACAGAGAUUAUGUAAUUAAAGAUUAUUAACACUGUUUUGUCUCUUUGUACAUUACAUACACAUUACUUUUCAUAUUAGCAGUUUUGUAUUGCAGCUUUUAGUAGCUUGAAUGUAUUUUCGUCUAAACCAAUACCAUGCAGUACUGUAAACAUUUGUAUUUUAAAUUAAUAUUCAUUUCCACAGUUGUUUGCUUUCACAACCAUAUGUUUACAUCACAAAAGAAAUGUGAAUUGGGUCUUUUCAUCAGUUUGCUUAAAGCAAAUGCAUAUAAAUAAAAGAAAGCAUAAGACUAAUUUCAUAUACACCUUGGGUCCUACAAAAUAAAAGUUCUAGCUUCUGA